CAUAUUAUUUGCAUCCUCAGUAUCGUGGUGCUGGAAUUAAGCAAUCACAAUUUGCUCGUAUAGCUGGAAUUGCAGGCCGUUUAUGGACUAAAAUGGCAAGUUCUAGUGCAAAAAAAAGUGAUCUGGAAAUUUUAAAAGCACAAUUACGUCAGUAUACUUGUAAUGAAGAGCCUUAUAAUGGGUCUUAUGAAUCAACUAUUGAUAGUCCAAUUCGAUGGUGGAAGACUACUGGAGAUGGUACUAAAACAAAGCCUGAUAUUGAAUUGUUCUCUGAGGUUAAUGACGAAGAUGAUUUUGAUGAUUUUGAUAAUUCAACUGAUUAUAUUGAUCCGGAAAUUGAACAUCAAGACUUAGAACUUGAAAAUUUUAUAGAUUUAAAUAACAUAGAACAAGAU
Molecule: messenger RNA, 395 nt
Organism: Dentiscutata erythropus
Lineage: Eukaryota; Fungi; Glomeromycota; Glomeromycetes; Diversisporales; Gigasporaceae
Source: the annotation of a GenBank genome assembly